Messenger RNA from Etheostoma spectabile (orangethroat darter), 1905 nucleotides. RefSeq lists its product as uncharacterized. NCBI's taxonomy places the organism in Eukaryota, Metazoa, Chordata, Actinopteri, Perciformes, Percidae. The record is from RefSeq and is a predicted model, not a curated record. The transcript is spliced from 3 exons.
AUGAAGUCAGGUAGUGAAAGCCAGAAAUUGGAAGCUAUCAGACCGAUGACCAUCAUCUCUACCAGGACCGUUACUACCAUCGGAACAUGGAAUGUGAGCACCAUGUUCGAAACUGGAAAAGCAGCGCAGAUAGCAGUGGAGAUGAGGAACUAUAACAUUAGCAUCCUCGGCAUUAGUGAAGCGAGAUGGACAGAUUCAGGUCAGAAGAGACUCGCCACAGGAGAAUUAAUUCUGUUUUCAGGACAUGAGGAGGAGAAUGCUCCACACACCCAAGGAGUAGCCUUCAUGCUUUCCAAGGCUGCCCAGAGAGCACUCGCUGGAUGGGAAGCACAUGGACCGAGGCUUAUCACUGCCUCCUUUAAAACCAAGAAGAAGAGGAUGAUGAUGAACAUCAUCCAGUGCUAUGCCCCUACAAAUGACAGCGAGGAAGAGACUAAAGAAGAUUUCUACAACAGACUGAAGACCAUAAUGCAGAGCUUUUCAGAAAGAGACAUCACAAUGGUGAUAGGAGACUUCAACGCCAAGAUCGGACAGGACAACACGGGCUACGAGGAGAUUAUGGGGAAGGAAGGCCUAGGGGAGAUUAUGAAUGACAAUGGAGAGAGGUUUGCAGACCUCUGCGCCACGAACAAACUUGUCAUCGGCGGUAGUGUCUUCCCUCACAGGCGAAUACACAAGGUUACCUGGAUGUCACCGGAUCUCUCCAACGGAAACCAGAUAGACCAUAUAUGUAUCAAUAAGAGGUUCAGGAGGUCCCUUCGUGACGUACGGGUCAAACGAGGUGCGGACAUUGCUUUGGACCACCACCUUCUUGUCGCCCGUGUGAAGUUGAAAUUGAAGAGAAAUUGGACAGAGGAGACAAACCCGCGACAAAAGUUCAACAUAGUACUUCUCAGAGACCUAAGCAAACUAGAGGAGUUCAAACUGACACUGACGAACAAAUUCCAAGCACUGCAAGAUCUGAUAGCAGAGGAGGAAGAAACGAUUGAUAAAAGGUGGGAGACAGUGAAAGAGGCGAUGAAGACCACGUGCCAGGAAGUCUUGGGCCCACAGAAGAAAACACACAAGGAGUGGAUAUCGACAGACUCACUGAAGAAGAUAGAUGAGAGAAAAAGGAAGGAGGCGGCAGUAAACAACAGCCGAACACGGGCAGAGAAAGCCAAGGCACAGGAAGAAUACACACAAGCCAACAAGAGCGUAAAGAAGAGCAUCAAGGCAGCCAAAAAGAACUAUGUAGAAUCCCUAGCAACGGAGGCAGAAGAAGCAGCUAGAAAUUGAAACAUGAGAGACUUGUAUGCUACCACCAAGAAGCUAGCUGGAAAGUUUAACAGACCUGAAAGACCAGCGAAAGACAAAGAAGGAAAGCAGAUACACGGUGAAGAGGGACAGAAGAAGAGAUGGGUGGAGCACUUUGAGGAGCUGCUAAAUAGGCCAGCUCCACAAGAUCCGCCAGACAUCCAACCAGCCAACAGAGACCUGACGAUAGACUGUGGGGCUCCAACCAAAGAGGAGAUCCGCAAAGCCAUAAAGAAGCUGAAAAGCGGCAAGGCAGCAGGACCAGACAGUAUUCCAGCAGAGAUCCGCUGGCCCGAUACCAUCAGCAACCAAGAACUGUGGCAACGAACAAAUCAACAACCGACAGAUGAAGAGAUCAUCCAAAGGCGCUGGAGAUUGAUAGGACAUAUUCUCCGCAAGCCGGCUUCAAACAUCACCAGGCAAUCUCUUUCCUGGAACCCUCAGGGGAAGAGAAAAAGGGGUCGACCCCGAAACAGCUGGCGUCGAGACCUGGACGCUGACGUCAAGACAACAGGCCACUCUUGGGGACAACUAGAGAAAAUCGCACAGGACCGGAGUGCCUGGAGAACGGCCGAUGCCCCAGGAGGGGUAGUAGGCGUGAGUAAGUAA